CAGCUGCACGGAGCUGGAAAAUGUUUUCCCAUUAAAUCGCUGAAAAUCCGCUAAAAAUCAAGACUAAAACGCUUCCACGACGCGAAAUCAUUGCCGCGACGCCGUAUUUGUAGUUUUAAUCAACCUGAAACAACUGAAAAUACUCUCAAUAGUGCCAAGUGAAACAUUUUACAAAAACACACAAAGAUACCAAUCAUCAAAACCAGCCAAACCCUUUCAUACACAUACAACGCCAUAUACAUUUUUCUCCUAUUUACUCGUGAAAAAAAAAGUAUUUUGCUUGAAAAAUGGCACUUUCCACAUCUUUAUCCGCCGAAAACCUCACCGGAAACAACGAAACCAGCAGUGAUACGUCAUCGAUGUGCCUGGAAUUGGCUCUGGAGGGCGAACGCUUGUGCAAAUCGGGCGAUUGUCGGGCUGGAGUUGCAUUUUUCCAGGCUGCCAUUUCCAGUGGUACCAAUGAUUUAAGAACCCUCAGUGCCAUUUAUAGUCAACUAGGAAACGCAUAUUUUUAUUUGGGCGACUACCAGAAAGCAAUGCAGUAUCACAAGUUGGAUUUAACUCUUGCCAGGUCCAUGGACGAUCGUUUGGGAGAGGCAAAGAGCUCGGGCAAUCUCGGAAAUACGCUCAAAGUUAUGGGACGCUUCGAGGAAGCGGUCAUUUGUUGUGAGAGACACUUGAAAAUCGCUACCGAAUUGGGCGACAAAUUAUCCGAAGGCAGAGCUCUGUACAACUUGGGCAACGUUUAUCACGCCAAAGGCAAAGAGCUGCGUCAAAAAGACGACUCUUCCGGCGAAUUUUCCGACGAAAUCAAGGCAGCACUCAACAAAGCCAUCGAAUAUUACCAGAAAAAUUUGACUCUGAUGCGCGAAUUGGGCGAUUUGGCGGCUCAGGGACGUGCUUGCGGUAACUUGGGCAACACUUACUACCUUUUGGGAAAUUUCGAACAAGCGAUCGAACAUCACAAGGAACGUUUAAAGAUUGCGCGGGAAUUUGGAGACAAGCCCGCCGAACGUCGUGCCAACAGUAACCUCGGAAAUUCGUACAUUUUCCUCGGGGAAUUCGAAAUUGCGGCGGAACACUACAAGAAAACACUUUCGCUGGCGAUCGAUUUGGGCGAACAAGCAGUCGAGGCGCAGGCUUGUUACAGUUUGGGCAACACUUUUACACUUUUGCGUGAUUUUCCGGCAGCGAUUCAGUAUCAUCAGCGUCAUUUGGCGAUCGCGCAAGAGCUUGGCGAUCGGAUUGGAGAGGCACGAGCUUAUUGGUCGCUUGGAAAUGCGCAUGCAGCUGUUGCAGACAACGACAAGGCUUUGCAUUAUGCCCAGCUGCAUUACGUGCUUGCGAAGGAAAUUGGCGAUUUGAAGGGCGAAGAGACCGCAAAGAUGAAUAUCGGGGAUUUGCGACGCGUUAUGGGCUUGCCGGAGAUGUCAGACUCCGAUUCACUGCCAGAAAUUCCUAAUCACGACAAUCAAAGUAACGGAAGUCGUCAAAUUCGGGUGCGGCGACAGAGCAUGGAGCAACUUGACUUGAUAAAACUCACGCCGGAUGCCAAGCAAGCCGCCAAAUUACAACAACAACAACAGCAACAGCAAGAAUUAAACGGCGAAGAAACGGAAAAUGUAAAUUCCGACUUGUUUGACAUGCUCACGAAAUUCCAGAGCAAACGAAUGGACGAUCAACGAUGCACUUUGAAGGUAAACGGAACCACAAACGGCGAUUCGCGUAAACCAUUGGCACCACAAAACACGCCAAAAACCACUUUUAUCGACAUGAUUGCGAAUUUCCAGUCGGAACGCAUGGAUGAGCAACGUGCUGCCUUGCCGGGACUCCGUUCGCCCGCUGCUGUUACGCCAAGUCACAAUCAUCAACCCGCCGAUGCUCCUGCUUCAGCUCCCGAAAAUAACGGAAGUGCUCCGUCGUCGCAAAACAAUGAAACGUCCGAAGAUUUCCUCGAUUUGCUUGCGCGUUGUCAGGGAAGUCGCAUCGAAGAUCAGCGCUCCGAGUUACCGACGCCCGGCGUCACAAUGGAUACGGAAGCGGAUGCGAAUGAAACGCAACCAACGCCGGCACGGAAUCCACGCGUGCCUGCCUCCACGAUCGACGAAGACUUCUUUUCGCUCAUCAUGAAAGUGCAGAGCGGCAGAAUGGAUGAUCAACGCGCCAGCGUACCAAGUACCAAAAAAUUCGCUAAAUAAACAAAAAAAUACUGCUUUAUACAAUUUUAAAGAAAAAAACAUAAAAAUCAUAAAAAUAAUGAAGAAAAAAGUAUUAGAAACAAACAUAUACAAACUCAACUACUAACAAAUUUUUAAACAUUCUUUAUCUCUAUUUCAUUCCUUUUACUCGAUUUUAAUUAUUACAAUUAACGUUAUUAUUAAAAAAAAAUAUUGUUACU
This is a messenger RNA of Culicoides brevitarsis, 2398 nucleotides long. RefSeq names its product G-protein-signaling modulator 2 (gene pins). Gene Ontology annotation, molecular function: GDP-dissociation inhibitor activity; G-protein alpha-subunit binding. The transcript is spliced from 3 exons. Gene Ontology annotation, cellular component: cell cortex. The record is from RefSeq and is a predicted model, not a curated record. Bases 288 to 2198 code for a protein of 636 amino acids. Gene Ontology annotation, biological process: establishment of mitotic spindle orientation. NCBI's taxonomy places the organism in Eukaryota, Metazoa, Arthropoda, Insecta, Diptera, Ceratopogonidae.